Puma concolor (puma) is the source of this 1974-nucleotide messenger RNA. It is a transcript of the gene COG6, whose product is annotated as component of oligomeric golgi complex 6. Gene Ontology annotation, cellular component: COG complex. NCBI's taxonomy places the organism in Eukaryota, Metazoa, Chordata, Mammalia, Carnivora, Felidae. Gene Ontology annotation, biological process: intra-Golgi vesicle-mediated transport. The record is from RefSeq and is a predicted model, not a curated record.
AUGGCCGAGAGCGGUGGGGAAGUGGUAGCGGUACCCGCGUCCGCGGCUGCCAACGGCCUCAGCAAUGGGGCAGGCGGGGGCCCGGCGCAGACCAACAACCCGCUGUCGCGGAAGCUGCAUAAGAUCCUGGAGACGCGGCUGGACAACGACAAGGAGAUGUUGGAAGCUCUCAAGGCACUUUCAACCUUUUUCAUUGAAAACAGUUUGCGGACUCGAAGGAAUUUACGUGGAGAUAUUGAACGCAGAAGUUUAGCCAUCAAUGAAGAGUUUGUCAACAUUUUCAAGGAGGUGAAGGAAGAACUUGAAAGCAUAAAUGAAGAUGUUCAAGCAAUGAGCAGUUGUUGUCAAGACAUGACAAGUCGCCUACAGGCGGCAAAAGAACAGACUCAAGAUUUGAUAGUAAAAACCACUAAGCUUCAAGCUGAAAGUCAAAGACUAGAAAUACGAGCACAAGUCGCAGAUGCUUUCUUAUCCAAGUUCCAGCUGACUUCUGAUGAGAUGGGUCUCCUCCGAGGUACCAGAGAAGGACCUAUAACCGAGGAUUUUUUCAAGGCACUGGGAAGAGUAAAACAGAUUCAUAACGAUGUUAAAGUUCUCUUACGUACAAACCAACAAACAGCAGGUUUAGAAAUUAUGGAACAGAUGGCCUUGCUUCAAGAAACAGCUUAUGAAAGACUUUAUCGAUGGGCUCAAAGUGAAUGCAGAACAUUGACGCAGGAAUCAUGUGACAUAUCUCCAGUAUUAACUCAGGCAAUGGAAGCCCUGCAGGAUAGACCUGUCUUAUACAAGUAUACCUUGGAUGAAUUUGGAACAGCCAGGAGAAGUACCGUUGUUCGUGGAUUUAUUGAUGCUCUUACGAGAGGGGGCCCGGGAGGCACGCCAAGGCCCAUUGAAAUGCACUCCCAUGACCCCUUGAGAUACGUGGGAGAUAUGUUGGCUUGGCUCCAUCAGGCGACCGCUUCUGAAAAAGAACACCUUGAAGCUCUCUUAAAGCAUGUAACUCUACAAGGUGUUGAAGAAAAUAUUCAGGAAGUUGUUGGGCAUAUUACUGAGGGUGUGUGCAGGCCUCUGAAGGUUCGAAUUGAACAAGUAAUAGUUGCUGAACCUGGGGCAGUUUUGUUAUAUAAAAUUUCUAACCUCCUCAAAUUUUAUCAUCAUACAAUCAGUGGCAUUGUUGGAAAUAGUGCAACUACAUUAUUGACUACCAUUGAAGAUAUGCAUUUGCUAAGCAAAAAAAUAUUCUUCAAUAGCUUGAGUCUUCAUGCAAGCAAAUUAAUGGACAAGGUUGAACUCCCACCACCUGAUCUUGGACCAAGUUCUGCAUUAAAUCAGACACUCGCAUUGUUGCGUGAAGUUUUGGCAUCUCACGAUUCUUCAGUUGUACCGUUAGAUGCCCGUCAAGCUGACUUUGUGCAAGUUUUAUCGUGUGUCUUAGAUCCUCUCCUCCAGAUGUGUACCGUAUCUGCCAGCAAUUUAGGCACAGCUGACAUGGCCACUUUCAUGGUCAAUUCACUCUAUAUGAUGAAGACAACACUAGCUCUGUUUGAGUUCACUGACAGACGCCUAGAAAUGCUACAGUUUCAGAUUGAAGCACAUUUGGACACGCUUAUCAAUGAGCAAGCUUCUUAUGUUUUAACUAGAGCCGGCUUGAGUUAUAUCUAUAACACCGUGCAGCAACAUAAACCUGAGCAGGGCUCUUUAGCUAAUUUGCCCAACCUAGAUUCCGUGGCACUGAAGGCUGCAAUGGUUCAGUUUGAUCGUUACCUGUCAGCCCCAGACAGCCUGUUAAUGCCACAGCUGAACUUUCUCCUAAGUGCCACAGUGAAAGAGCAGAUCAUAAAACAAUCUACAGAAUUAGUCUGCAGAGCCUAUGGGGAAGUGUAUGCCGCUGUGAUGAAUCCAGUGAACGAAUACAAAGAUCCGGAGAGCAUUCUACACCGAUCGCCACAGCAAGUGCAGACACUUCUCUCCUGA